Messenger RNA from Drosophila santomea, 420 nucleotides. RefSeq lists its product as uncharacterized. Lineage: Eukaryota; Metazoa; Arthropoda; Insecta; Diptera; Drosophilidae. The record is from RefSeq and is a predicted model, not a curated record. Gene Ontology annotation, molecular function: nucleic acid binding. The transcript is spliced from 2 exons. Gene Ontology annotation, biological process: DNA integration. The coding region runs from base 1 to 420 and encodes 139 amino acids.
AUGGAGGAGACCGGAGUUAUGCCCAAGGAGCAUGAGGAGCCUCGGGUCGAAGACACGGGAAGCGCGGGAUUCAUUGGUCGACGAGGAUGUCCGCAGACAGUGCAUUGCGACAACGCGACGAACUUCGUCGGAGCGAGUCGCCACUUCCUGGCUCUUUGCGAUCGGAUCGAGGAGCAGGCGGACGCAAUUCGCGAGUUCGCAUCAAAAAGCGGAUGCGAAUUUGCGUUCACAACCCCUCGGGCUCCGGACAUGGGCGGACUAUGGGAGGCAGGUGUGAAAACUGCAAAGCACCUACUCCUACGAGCGGUGGGCUGCGCACUUCUCAACGCCGAAGAGCUGGCAACAGUCCUUGUCGGGAUCGAGGCCACGAUGAACUCGCGGCCCCUCGGAGCGCUCAGCCAGGACCCAAGCGACUGCUAA